AUGAAAUUUUUAUGGGAUUUCUGUUAUAUAACUGAAGCUGGUCAAUUAACAAAUCAAGUUCUUGCAUUAAUGGAAGAAGUAAAAAAGAAAGAACUUGAAUUAUUUGAUCAAAAGAAAAAAAUUGCUGAAUUAGAAACACGAUUAAAACAACAACAAAAUUUAUAUGAAGCUGUUCGAUCUGAUCGUAAUCUUUAUUCGAAAAAUUUAAUUGAAUCUCAAGAUGAAAUUGGUGAAAUGAAACGUAAAUUAAAAAUAAUGAAUCAUCAAAUUGAUCAAUUAAAAGAAGAAAUUCAAGGUAAAGAACAAGAAUUAGUACGUGCACAAGGUGAACAUGAAAAAGUUAAAAAAGAUAAAGAUCAAUUAAUGUUAAAUGUCGAACAAUUAAAGAAAGAAGCAAUUAAAAAAGAAGAAGCUUAUGCAAAUCAACAAUCUGAAUUUGAACGUUUAAAUAAACAAUUAUCUGAAGCAAAUGAUGAACGUAAAAAACAAAUGAAACAAUUACAACAAGUCAUUGCUGAACGUGAUGUUCUCGGUACACAACUUGUUCGUCGUAAUGAUGAACUUGCACUUCUCUAUGAAAAACUUAAAAUUCAACAAUCAACAUUAAAUAAAGGCGAACUUCAAUAUAAAGCUCGUCUUGAAGAUUUACGUAUAUUAAAAUUAGAAUUAAAAAAAUUACGUCAUGAAAAAGGUACAUUACAAGAUAAGGUUUCAAAUACGGAUGAUCUUAAACGUGAAGUAUUUCAUGUACAACGUGAAUUAUUACGUGAACGUACACGUUGUCGUGCAUUAGAAGAAGAAUUAGAAAAUCCUAUGAAUGUACAUCGUUGGAGAAAAUUAGAAGGUAGUGAUCCAUCAACAUUUGAAUUAAUACAAAAAAUUCAACUACUUCAAAAACGUUUAAUACAAAAAACAGAAGAAGUUGUACAAAAAGAAUUAUUAAUACAAGAAAAAGAAAAAUUAUAUGCUGAACUCAAACGUAUUUUAGCUCGUCAACCUGGCCCAGAAGUUGCCGAACAAUUAUCUAUAUAUCAAGAAACAUUGAAAGCUAAAACAAAACAACUUAAAUCAUUAGCAAGUGAAGUUAAUAUGUAUGAGAGUCAAAUAGAUGAUUAUAAAUAUGAAAUCGAUAAACUUAAUAAACAAUUAACUGAAGUACGACAAAAAUAUUUCCUUCAAAAAAAGAAAGAAGCCAUGGCAAAAGAAAAAGAACGUCUCUCACAAAUGCAACAACUUUCAACAACAAUCAAUGGAAUUACAUUACAACAACCACCACCCGAUCUUAUUCAACCAAAUCGAUCAAGGUAA
This is a messenger RNA of Rotaria sp. Silwood2, 1308 nucleotides long. The record is from the annotation of a GenBank genome assembly. Lineage: Eukaryota; Metazoa; Rotifera; Eurotatoria; Philodinida; Philodinidae.